CGGUUCAACCUGCCGGCGGUGAAGCUGGAGAACUCGGCAGGGAGAGAAUUCUCCCAGCAUCGAACUGUGUCCAGUCGCCGCGGUGCUAAACCCACCGCUCGCUGCUGACUAUGUAGCCCGACCAGCUUGCUCCCUGACACCGCGCGGAACACACGAGAAGACGGCGGAGCUGCCUGGAGCUUUCCGGCUGAGCGACGCUCCCUCACCGGGGCAUUAAGACUUCUCGGCUCCGUUGGAGAUUGUGAUCACAUCCAGCAACAACAACAGCAGCUGGCUAACAAGCUAACGAGCGUUAGCAUCCACCCGCUCAGACAGCGACUGUGACACCGGAAAGGCCGCCGCCGCGCCCGGUGUGGAUUUAACUUUCUCCGGCCGCCUCGUCCGGACUGAACCGACCGAAAGUCUCUGUAGACACUGAUAAACGUAUCGUAACACCUCGGUAAGAAUGGACACGGCUCUGGGAAUGAGCGAGGAGGAAUGCUUGGCAACUGUGAGAGGUCAGGAGCUGAGGUCUGGCCAGAAGGAGUCCAGACUACUGUCACUUAUUGAGCGCAAUGGAGAGUUUAUAUUGGGUGUGUUGGCCACCCCUGACGCUGUCGUGUCUCGUCCAGUCCCUCAGCUGUCUAUACCCAUCAAUGGGAACUUUGAAAUAGUUCGAGAAGCAGACGAAGCUCUUCUUAUUGACUUCUCGGUGAAUUCUUUUGUCAGGGUACGAAUUAAAGGCGAAAAAGCCCCAGAGCUGCUGUUGGAACUACAGGAUGAUGAUCGGACUCAAACUUUCUUGACCCAGCUGAAGAGUGCUCAGCAGCAAGUUGAAUCGAAAGUCACAAAACCAAAAGCGAUGGAGCCCCUAGCCCCAAUGACUCCGAGGGGUCCAGUCCCCAUCCCACCACAAAGAAUAAACAAGACUGCUAACCCUGUGGGCUCUGGAGUUAACCCAUCCAAACCUGCCCCUGCACUGCCCCCCAACCACCACAACAGCACUACAACAAAUCAGACUAAGACAGAUCCAGCUCAGUCGCUUGCCUCAGACUUUGGCUUUGAAGACAGCUUCAACCACGCUCUCAAAGUGGAGGAAAAGAAGAACCACCAGAAUCGCAUGGUUGCCACCAGGGAGCCUCCUCCUGUUCCCCCUCUGCCUCCUCGCAAAGCCUCUUACACUCCAUCCAAUCCUCUGCCUCCUGCACCAGUCCCUAAAGAGAGAUCUGUCUCCAUACAGGCCAAAGAGAACUCCUUUAACACUAAGCCAGAUAGUUUUAGGUCUGGGUUUGACCGUGUGGACAGACCACCUUCUUGGUGUGAGAGCCCCACCACCAACAGCAUGAGGCAGACCAUGUUCUCCAGCCAGGCAGGACAAAGAGAAUACCUCAUCAAACACCGUCUGGGCAAGAAGGAGAAUGAGUAUGUGGACAUCCAAACAUUUAGGAUUUUCACAGGUACAUGGAACGUGAACGGUCAGUCUCCAGACAGCACCCUGGAGCCAUGGCUCUCCUGUGACACAGAACCUCCUGAUAUAUAUGCUCUGGGUUUUCAAGAGUUGGACCUGAGCACUGAAGCUUUCUUCUACAUGGACUCGUCCAAGGAGCAGCUGUGGGUGGAAGCUGUGGAGAGAAGUUUGCACCCGAAAGCCAAGUACAAGAGGGUCCGGAUCAUACGACUCGUUGGGAUGAUGCUUGUGGUCUUUGUCAAAAAGACUCACAAAAAUCACAUUAAAGAAGUGGCUGCAGAGCAUGUGGGGACUGGAAUCAUGGGGAAAAUGGGGAACAAAGGAGGCGUGGCUGUGAGGUUUGUUUUCCACAACACGAGUUUCUGCAUCGUAAACUCUCAUCUAGCAGCACACGUAGAAGACUUUGAGCGCCGCAACCAGGACUACAAAGACAUAUGUGCCCGCAUGACCUUCCACUUACUGGAACACCCCCCUCUCAAUAUCGUCAAGCACGAUGUAGUGAUCUGGCUCGGGGAUUUGAAUUAUCGCCUGUUCAUGUAUGACGCUGCUGACGUCAAACAGCUCAUUGCACAGAAUGAGUUAAAGAAGCUUCAGGAGGUUGAUCAGCUGAACAUUCAGAGGCAGACGAAGAGAGCCUUCACAGAUUUCAUGGAGGGAGAUAUUAACUUCAUGCCCACGUACAAGUACGACCCAAAAACAGAUCGAUGGGACUCAAGUGGAAAAUGCCGUGUCCCGGCUUGGUGCGACAGGAUCCUUUGGCGGGGCAACAAUGUCAAGCAGCUCAAAUACCGAAGCUGCAUGGAGCUGCAAACAAGUGACCACAAACCCGUCAGCUCCCUCUUCACUGUCGGGGUAAAAGUUAUAAAUGAGAAGCGACACAAAAAGGUGUUUGAGGAGAUUGUUCGAGUGAUGGACAGAAUGGAGAAUGAUUUCCUUCCAUCUGUAUCUCUGAGCCAGAGAGAGUUUGCAUUUCAGAAUGUGAAGUUCCGGCAGCUUCAAAAGGAGCGUUUCCUCAUAACCAACGACGGGCAGGUCCCCUGCCACUUCGCCUUCAUCCCAAAACUCAAUGACUCACAAUAUUGCAAAUCCUGGCUGCGUGCCGAGCCAAGCGAAGGAUUCUUAGAGCCCUCUGAGACCCUGGAGAUUUUUCUGGAGGUGUACGUCAGUAAAGACUCGGUCACGCUGCUGAACUCUGCAGAGGACUCCAUAGAGGACAUUCUGGUGCUCCAUCUGGACCGUGGCAAGGACUACUUCAUUACCAUCUCCGGCAACUACCUGCCCAGCUGCUUCGGCACCUCGCUGGAGACUCUGUGCCGCAUGAAGAAACCCAUCAGAGAGAUUCCCAUCACCAAACUCAUUGACCUGGGAGAGGACAGCUACAUGGAAAAGGAAAAGUCAAAGGUGAGCUUCCUGAUGGUGGAUGGUGCAAGUACUGAGGACAAACCUCUAAAGAUCCCCAAGGAGGUGUGGAUCCUGGUCAACCACCUCUUCACCAAGUCCUGUGAUCAGGAGGACCUGUUCCAGACACCAGGCCUGCAAGAGGAGCUGCAGAGCAUCAUCGACUGUCUGGACACCAGCAUCCCCGACUCCAUCCCCGGUUGUAACCACUCUGUGGCCGAGGCUCUGUUGAUCUUCUUGGAGGCGGUGCCAGAACCAGUGGUUUGUUAUGAGCUCUACCAACGGUGCCUCGAGUGCGCUCACGACAGCCGCCUCUGCAAACAGUUGAUCUCCCAGUUGCCCCGGGCUCACCGCAACGUGUUCCGCUACUUAAUGGCCUUUCUGAAGGAACUUCUCAAGCACUCGCACAACAACAACCUGACAGCCAGCCUCAUAGCCUCCCUCUUUGCCAGCCUCCUUAUCCGACCACCUCCCAACCUGGUCAGCAGGCAGACGUCACACGAGCGGCAGAAAGCCAUCGACUUUGUUCUGGGUUUCCUCAUGGCCGGAGACGAGGAGUAAACAAGGUCAAGACUCCCUCACAGCAUCCGUAGAGUUUGGAGUUAAACUCUACCUGACUUAACUUUUGGCACGGGACCUGGACCCAUAGGACUGUGUCACAUGACCCACUUGGUAUUUUGUCGUCUUUUUGGAGACCACACCUGACACAACUCUCAUGUAAGAGGAACCACAGACUGACUUUAGGACUGGGACGACAUUAUCAAGUGUCAUAUCUUCACCCACAGUCUGACCGAUCACUGGAUUUUGGAGAACUGGGCAGAGGUUUGGACUGAUGCCUUUGCACUUUCAGAUGACCUAAAGGACCUGUAGGUCGGUGCUCAUGCCAAAAUAACCCCUGAAUAGUUAUAGGUAUGAAUGUAAAAACACUAUGUAUCCAUAGAUGCUAAGGAAAAGACUCAAUCACACUAAAGAAAAGGAAAUUCCUGUCGUUUUAAGAAGUAGACUGAAUUUAAGGACAACAAUCGGCUAUGAAAUUAAAACCAGUGAAAUGUUUUAAUGUUGUCGCUGAUCGCUGUUCACUAAUCAAAGCAUUAAAUAGAUAUAAAUAAGUAAAUAAAGAGCAUAAUUGUGGAAAUCUAUAACAAAGAAUGUUUAAGCUUAAGAUAAAUCAUGACAAUCAUCAUUUUAUUUGAGGGGACAACAUUGAGAUAACCAAGAUAUUUUUUUUUUUUUGCCAUGUCCGUCAUGUUUUAACUGUUAUUUAUAUAUUGUUUUCUUCCAAGUUUGCACCAUGUGAAAAGAUUUCGAGUCAUACUACAGUUUGUUUUUAAUUCUGCCUCGGUUCAAUGGAAAUAUUCAUAUUUUUAAUCAUCAUGUUAUAGAAAACUCUUUCGUGUGUGUGUGUUAUUUUGUAACUUCAGCUGUGAGCCCCUCAUCUCGUUUGGCCAGUUCCUGCUGAGUUACAAAACACGUCUGUUAACACACCAACUAACUUCCUGGUUGACCGGAAUCAAGAGUGACGCUCUGUGGUGUUCGGUGUCUUAAAUGGUGUAAAUACUGCUGUGGUUGUUUCAUAUGGCCGUUGGUGUGGUGGUGCAGGUCUGUGAUGGUGUCUCCAGUCCGUCAUGUUUGUCAUGAAGGUGGUAAUCUUAAUGUCUGUGUUUGUUUACGUCUUUUUCCUCCACAUCCUGAAGCUCAUCCUUCAUAGUUUCAUGCCUGUGUGAUGCCAACACUCAAACCACAUGAGUAGUACUUGCUUUAAGUGAUGCAACAUUUUCUAUGUGCAAGAUUUAAUGGCUCAUUACUCUGCAGGAUACAGCCCGUCUUUGUGCAGCUUUCUCAUUUGUGCCACAGGGAUUUUUUUGCCUGCAAUCGCUGUUGCAAAAAACGUCCUGGUUAUUGAAAAAAGGAACUUGUACAUUGUGUAUAAUGACCAGUAUUUCCUCUUUAACAUGACCAGUAUUUCCUCUUUUUUUCCAAAGAGAUGUCAGCAUUAGAUUUCCCAGUUGACAAAAACAAAACCACACUCGUGACACUAAUUUACUUCUCUCAGUAUCUUCUGCAACGUAGUGAUGCCGGCGGUUUUCUUCUCAGACACUCCAGAAACUCUGCGUCACGAUAUUUUAUCCUCGGAGACGAUGCGAGCACAUGACAUAAUAUGACAAUUCUGGCAAUCGUGGCACUUAAAAGGAAAAGCCUUCUCUAUUGGUCUUAACUGAAGCAAGCUUUGAAACCAGCUUUUAACCAAAAGGUGGCUCAGGUGUGACGGGAACGAUCCUGGUGAUUCAGAACUUGGGAGAAGCGAUGUAUACAGCGGCCCUUCAGUUACUCGCUUUGUCAGAAAUUCUGCCCUCAACAUGUCAAAUAGAAAAAUCAGUAUAAUCAAUAACUUCAGAUUGUAAGUGUUGUCGUAUGCCACUGUAUCAACUGAUGUAUUUGUGUGGAUUCAUUGUGCUUCUUGUCUUUUUUUGUUUCUGAUCAGAAAUAUUGAGGUCAAUUUAAAGGUACGCAAGGAAACACUCGCACUUGUUUUCAACUUUUCAGAGUUUUUGGUACUUUUAAUUUAUUUAACAGAAAUAAAACUAUGUAUAAAGCUGA
Messenger RNA from Hippoglossus stenolepis (Pacific halibut), 5443 nucleotides. It is a transcript of the gene ocrl, whose product is annotated as OCRL inositol polyphosphate-5-phosphatase. The transcript is spliced from 24 exons. The coding region runs from base 446 to 3406 and encodes 986 amino acids. Gene Ontology annotation, cellular component: cytoplasm; membrane. Gene Ontology annotation, biological process: phosphatidylinositol dephosphorylation; signal transduction. Gene Ontology annotation, molecular function: inositol phosphate phosphatase activity; phosphatidylinositol-4,5-bisphosphate 5-phosphatase activity. The record is from RefSeq and is a predicted model, not a curated record. Lineage: Eukaryota; Metazoa; Chordata; Actinopteri; Pleuronectiformes; Pleuronectidae.